CGUACUUUAUGGACGACCCCUAACUACGCUGGGUAGUAGCAAAAACCAAGUUUUUUUUUAAAUUUAUUUUUAAAUUUAUUGGUUUAUUGGCCGCGCCGCCGUAGACUAUGCGUCGUUACUUUUAUACUGACAACAAGAUAAAAGUUUUCUUACUUGGAUUUUUGGUUGGUUUAAUAAUAACAAUUUUGCUAAACAGUUGGUUGGUGGAGCAAAAAGAUUACUAUCCUAGUCCAACUACAAAUGAUUGCUACAAGACUUUGACUUCACCAGCAAUAUUCAAUAAAUUAAAUGAUUUGUAUUCAAAGAAGGAAGAAACUGUUGCUCUUAAACUUGCUCAAAAAGUUAGAAUUUUAUGUUGGGUGAUGACACAUCCUGUCACAAUUUACAAAAAUGCAAAGGCAGCACGUGAUACAUGGGGAAAGAGAUGUAAUAUUAUUUUGUUUAUGAGCUCUGUUCAAGAUGAUUGUUUUCCAGCUGUUGGACUUGGAGUAGCAGAAGGUAGAGAAAAUUUAUGGCUGAAAACCAGAGCAGCAUGGAAGUAUAUAUUUGAAAAUCAUUUCAAUGAUGCUGAAUGGUUUAUAAAGGUUGAUGAUGAUGCUUUUGUUGUUCUUGAAAAUCUACGUUUAUUUUUAAAUCCGUAUCGAACAACUGAUCCCCAUUAUUUCGGACGUCAUUUUCAAACUUUCAAAGGUUAUAAUAGUGGUGGUGCUGGCUAUGUGUUUAGUAAAGAAACAUUGCGCAGAUUUGUUCGUGUUAUGAAAGAUCCAUUUCUUUGCAAAGAAGUCUCAGAUUUUGAAGAUAAAGAGAUUGGAGUUUGUCUUAGUGCUGUUGGAAUAUAUCCUGAAGAAACACGAGAUAUUAAAGGGAGAGAAACAUUCCAUCCAUUUCAUCCAUUAGUUCAUGUAAUGCCUGGUCUUAUGAAAAGCAAUAAUUGGUUAUAUCAAUACAGUAAAUGGGAAGUUCGCAUAGGUCCUGAAUGCUGUUCAGAUAACAGCAUUGCAUUUCACUACAUCAAACCAAAUGACAUGUAUUUUUUAAACUUUGUUCUUUACCAGGUUCACCCCUUUGGGAUUAAUCAUUCUAAUGUUUUAAACUACCAAGUUCAGUAGAAAAUUAUUUGUUUUAGGUUAUUUUAUUUAUAUCACUUUAA
Hydra vulgaris (swiftwater hydra) is the source of this 1150-nucleotide messenger RNA. Its product is annotated as glycoprotein-N-acetylgalactosamine 3-beta-galactosyltransferase 1. Gene Ontology annotation, cellular component: membrane. Gene Ontology annotation, molecular function: N-acetylgalactosaminide beta-1,3-galactosyltransferase activity. The record is from RefSeq and is a predicted model, not a curated record. NCBI's taxonomy places the organism in Eukaryota, Metazoa, Cnidaria, Hydrozoa, Anthoathecata, Hydridae.